Monodelphis domestica (gray short-tailed opossum) is the source of this 4913-nucleotide messenger RNA. It is a transcript of the gene ZBTB18, whose product is annotated as zinc finger and BTB domain containing 18. Gene Ontology annotation, molecular function: DNA-binding transcription factor activity, RNA polymerase II-specific; protein binding. Gene Ontology annotation, biological process: regulation of transcription by RNA polymerase II. The record is from RefSeq and is a predicted model, not a curated record. Lineage: Eukaryota; Metazoa; Chordata; Mammalia; Didelphimorphia; Didelphidae. Gene Ontology annotation, cellular component: nucleus.
CACAGAUGUCAGUAGCACCCUGCACAGCACCAUUCUGUCCAGCUGAGGUUACACUUAUAUUUCAUCAGCCAUUAAAAAACCCCCCACAAGCCAGUUAAAAACUUUCUAAACUAACAGGACUUCAUUAUAUGAGAGACCUCUGUAUUGUGAUCAUUAAAAUUAGAGUGACCCAAAAUAAUAUUGUUAUGGGAAACAGAUCAAGGAGAAGACAAGGUUCUCCUUUUCUGGCUAGAAAAUCGGAUCAGAUAUGCAGGUGCAAUGACCAUUUUAAUCCUCUGUUACAGAUUGUAUCCAGUUUAUUAAGUUUGUUUCAUUGAAUGGAAUUACUUUUCAGCAUUUUUAGAACAGUAUACUUUCAGCUUGUUGGUAGUUUGAAUUGGAAUUGAUAUUGAUUAUGACAGUAUGAGAAAUUGUAUUUAGGAGGUAGUUGGAGACAAGAAGUUAAGUAUGAGUGAAAUAAUUGUGGUGAACCAGGCUGAAGUAAUAGUUUCCAAUAAGUCUCCCAACAUUUCUGUGACAUGUAUAUUAUUAUCUAAGCAGAAAAACAAAUGGAAGUACCAUGCUAACAUUAAAAUGGGAAUAUAGAUUUAGAGUCAAAUAGGUUUGAUUUAGAAAUAUCCCUAAGGAAACUGCCUUUGAAACGAAACUCCUUAGUUGAAUAAAAGUGAAUCUGUGGAUUUCCUGAAUAGCACUGUGGCUUGAGUAUCCUGUCAAUAUAUAAGCCAGUCCACCAACUUAAGACACAAGUGUUGCUAUUCCAUAAAUACAGUAGAGCUCCAUAUGUUUAGUUUUUCAAUUUCUUCUGUUAGAAAGUUUGGGGGAAAAAAAAGGAGACUUUGAAGUAUUUUGUUUAUACUAACAGAAGAGAAAAGUUCUCCUAAGAAAAAGCUGGUGGCAGGAGUGUAGAGGAGUAGCAUAUGGCAUUAAAAGGAGCACAGCUGGAGGUAGCAUUUCCAUCUGAACAUGAUGUCAGAGCAGCUGACAGCCUGCCAUCCCUCAGCCUUUUAUUCUAACACACAGACAGGGAGUUAGUGUGUGCAGAUCUGUGUGUGGAGAAGGUAUCUCAUUCCUCUCUAACAUCAUCUCCACUUUGCAUCUGUCUCUCUUAGUCUGCUUUUUUUCCACCGAUCUAACAGACCUGGAGCCAGCAAGACUCAGAGGAAAGGACUUAAUCAGGUUUAUGUGUACUAAAGGUUAUGAAGACAGUAUGGAGUUUCCAGACCAUAGUAGACAUUUGCUACAGUGUCUGAGUGAGCAGAGACAUCAGGGUUUUCUUUGUGAUUGCACUGUUCUGGUAGGAGAUGCCCAGUUCCGAGCGCACCGAGCUGUACUGGCUUCAUGCAGCAUGUAUUUCCACCUCUUUUACAAGGACCAGCUGGACAAAAGAGACAUUGUUCAUCUGAACAGCGACAUUGUUACAGCCCCAGCUUUCGCUCUCCUGCUUGAAUUCAUGUAUGAAGGGAAACUCCAGUUCAAAGACUUGCCCAUUGAAGACGUGCUAGCAGCUGCCAGUUAUCUCCACAUGUAUGACAUUGUCAAAGUCUGCAAAAAGAAGCUGAAAGAGAAAGCCACCACGGAGGCAGACAGUACCAAAAAAGAAGAAGAUGCUUCAAGUUGUUCGGACAAAGUGGAGAGCCUCUCUGAUGGCAGUAGCCACAUGGCAGGCGAUUUGCCCAGUGAUGAAGAUGAAGGAGAAGAUGAAAAAUUGAACAUCUUGCCCAGCAAAAGGGACUUGGCGUCUGAGCCUGGGAACAUGUGGAUGAGGUUGCCCUCAGACUCAGCAGGCAUUCCCCAGACUGGCGGAGAAGCAGAUACACACGCAACAGCAGCUGGAAAAACAGUAGCCAGCCCCUGCAGCUCUACAGAGUCUUUGUCCCAGAGGUCUGUCACCUCCGUGAGGGAUUCAGCAGAUGUUGACUGUGUGCUGGACCUGUCUGUCAAGUCCAGCCUUUCAGGAGUUGAAAAUCUGAACAGCUCUUAUUUCUCUUCACAGGACGUGCUGAGAAACAACCUGGUGCAGGUGAAGGUGGAGAAAGAGGCUUCCUGUGAUGAGAGUGAUGUUGGCACUAAUGACUAUGACAUGGAACAUAGCACUGUGAAAGAAAGUGUGAGCACUAAUAACAGGGUACAGUAUGAGCCGGCCCAUCUGGCUCCUAUGAGGGAAGACUCGGUCUUGAGGGAGCUAGAUCGGGAGGACAAAGCAAGUGAUGAUGACAUGAUAACUCCAGAGAAUGAGAGAGUCCAGGUGGAAGGGAACAUGGACAGCAGUUUACUCCCUUAUGUCUCAAACAUACUCAGUCCAGCUGGCCAAAUAUUCAUGUGCCCUCUCUGCAACAAAGUGUUUCCCAGUCCCCAUAUUCUGCAAAUUCAUUUAAGCACGCACUUUCGAGAGCAGGAUGGGAUCCGCAGCAAGCCUGCAACUGAUGUCAAUGUCCCAACAUGCUCCUUGUGUGGUAAGACUUUUUCUUGCAUGUACACCCUGAAACGCCACGAGAGGACUCAUUCAGGGGAAAAGCCCUACACUUGUACCCAGUGUGGGAAGAGCUUCCAGUAUUCCCACAACCUGAGCCGCCAUGCUGUGGUUCACACACGGGAGAAGCCACAUGCCUGUAAGUGGUGUGAACGCAGGUUCACACAGUCUGGAGACCUUUACAGACAUAUUCGGAAGUUUCACUGUGAGUUGGUGAACUCCUUGUCUGUUAAAAGUGAAGCACUGAGCUUACCUACUGUCAGAGACUGGACCUUAGAAGAUAGCUCUCAAGAACUUUGGAAAUAAUUUUAUAUAUAUAUAAAUAAUAUAUAUAUACAUAUAUAUAAAUCUAUAUAUAGUUGUGGUACGGUCUAAAAGCAGUCUUGUUUCCUUGAACUAAAAAGUUGGGAUAUUAACUUGUUUUUGCACUUUAGGAUAGCAUGAAAAAUUUCACUAAUUUAGCAUUCUGAUAAGAAAAACUUUAGAGCAAGUCAGAAAUAGAGAGGUGUUUUCUUUUGUGGGGUAGGGAAAGUAAGCCAGUAAGUACUUUAAAAAAAACAAAUCUUCAUAACACAAAAAUGCUUACUUAUGGUUUUAUUUCUUCAACAUUGCAAUUGUGUUUUAAGCUCUGUAAUUUUUUUUUUAUGAUUUUUAAAUGCUGUAGAAAUUCCCUCCAGUUUUAUUAGCCUCUUUACAUUUAUAAAAUUGCAUGAAUCCUUUCUGGCUGUUGGAAACCUGAAUGCUUUUAGACCCAAAUGGAAAAUUUCUGAAAUGCUGGAUUAUCUAUUUUUAAACAAGCAGUUGACUUAAACUUUCUGUGGCAACUUCUGGUUUUCUGACAGUUCCCAAUGAAAAAAAUUCUGAAAGUACACUGGGAUCACUGGGACUCUGUCUUUUGUGAAGGUUUGCUUGGGAUGAAAAAGGAUAUUGCAGCUUCAGCAGUGUUGAACUGUGUGUUUAAAAAUGUGAAUUACUGUUAUUGUAUACUGUAAUUGAUUACAUGGGCUGGGGGGGGUGUCAAAGAACUUGACAGGUUGUGUUGAUGCUCAUAGUUGAGUCUUGAAAAGUAAAUAUUAACGCUACAGAAAUGCAUGAGUUUCAAUAUAUUUUUGUCUUUGUUUGCAUUGUAUAACUUUAACGAGUGAGUUUAAAAUUAUUUAAUUUCCUUAGGAAAAUAGCACCAUUUGAAAAAACUGGUGUUAUGAAGAACAUAAAUGCACUGUUUUUAUUUUAUUUUAUAUAAUUUAAGUCUCUUUCCCACUGUCUUUAAGUUGAAGCUGUUAAGUUGAAUAAAAAUUAAGCUACAAAUUGAUAACAUAGCUACAUAACAAGGAAAAUAUUAAUGUUUACAAAUGGCUUAAAGAUUUGCAUGUGCAGUGUGCAUUUAUAACAAACUUCUAAUUGCACAGAACCCAUGCCAGCUCAAAGUUUAGGUAUCUACAUUUUACCCUGUUGAGCAUUUUUAGAAUUACUACUGCACAAAUUGACAAUAGGUCAUUCUUUUUUCUUUUCUGUCUCUCUCUCUGUCUCUGUCUCUCUCUCUUCCUCUCUCUGUUUCUCUGUCUCUAUCUCUCUCUCUGUGUCUCUGUCUUUCUCUCUUUUUUUUGCUCACCCUUUCUCUUUUUCCUCCUCCCCUCCCCACCUCUGUAACCCUUCCCUCCCAUGAAAAGAUUCUUUGGACUGAAAAAGCCCCAGGCUGAAAGGACUGGGAAGCCUUGAUUGACAAGGGGAGGAGGGGGGUGAGCAGACUAUGUGUAUCCAAGCAGCCGAGGCUGCAGCCCGACGUGUGGUUUUCAUGACCAACACACAGGGUGAACGCAUUUUGCACAGUGUUUGUUUUCCUGUCUUGCACUUACAAAUAAGGUCUAUGGGAGUAGCAUGGAAAACGUUUGCUGUUUUUCCCUUUUUUUCCCUUUGCUUUUGUUUAAAAUUUGAUCGCCUUAACUACUGUAAACAUAGCCUAUUUUUGUGCUUAAGAUACUGAAUGGAAAACUCCAUUGUGUGUUGCUGGACUGUUUUGGAAAUAUUUGGUCAAAUGUGUGUUAAUUUGGCUGUAAUGGCAUUUAAAGCAAACAAAAAAAAGCUGUGAAAAUGGCCUUGAAGCAUUAUCUUUAGUUACUUGAAGAGUUUCUAGUUUUUUUUAAUACAGUUUAUGUUAAGAUACAUUUUUAUUAAUUUAGAGAAGACAAUCAAUGUCUGUGAGAAAACGGACUUUCUUUUGGAUUUUUUUUUUGUGGUCAUUGUGAGUGAUUGCUUUUUCCUCUUAUUAGUUUCACAUUCUUCCUUUGUUCUAAAACUUAGACUGACAUCUAGCUUUGACAAUCAUAGUACGUUUUAUUUUCCUGAGGGGGGAAUAACUUAUGAUGCUGUUUAGUUUUGUACUCUUGGUGUGUUGGUGAAUUUUUAAGCUGUGCUAACUGCAAUAAAUUAUAUGACCUGAGAA